Neurospora tetrasperma FGSC 2508 is the source of this 546-nucleotide messenger RNA. RefSeq lists its product as uncharacterized. The transcript is spliced from 3 exons. NCBI's taxonomy places the organism in Eukaryota, Fungi, Ascomycota, Sordariomycetes, Sordariales, Sordariaceae. The record is from RefSeq and is a predicted model, not a curated record. Bases 1 to 546 code for a protein of 181 amino acids.
AUGCAACUCCAAUCACUCCCGCGCAUCAUAACUAUCGGCGCCGGGUUUCUGAGUUACAUCCAACUAGUAGUGACAGCAGCAGCUGUAGCGCUACCCGUCCAGCCCGAAGUCGGACAAUCUAGCCCUUAUGCCCUCGUAACCAGAGGCGGCGGCGGCGGAAGUUCCAUAGAAGGAGGGUACUAUAACCUUUGUCAUUACUACCCCACCAUAAGCAAAAUCGAGAACCAACUUCGCAUGACCGGACAAUGCGCCUCAAACCAGACCGGACCCCUUCAAAAUACUGCGGUGGAUCUGAACCCUUGCUACACCAACAUUGACGGCGGUCUGUUCCCUGUGACUGAUGGGAAAGGGGAUUUCACCAAAAGCUGUGGGGAGUGCCACAUUCCGAUCGAUGCGAAGGUGCCGCCGAAGUGGAUGAGGUGUGUUUGUGAGCGGUUUGCGGGGGAUAAGGAGGGGAAGGAGACGGAGGUUGAUUUGGACCAACAUAUUCACGUGUUUGAAGAUAAGCUUGGGUGUCCCGGGGCUGAGGGAUUCGUGCUGACCUAG